This is a messenger RNA of Cannabis sativa, 872 nucleotides long. RefSeq names its product protein LITTLE ZIPPER 3. The record is from RefSeq and is a predicted model, not a curated record. Bases 342 to 575 code for a protein of 77 amino acids. Lineage: Eukaryota; Viridiplantae; Streptophyta; Magnoliopsida; Rosales; Cannabaceae. The transcript has 2 exons.
UUCACAAAACAUACCCACUUGCUCUAUUUAUUUUGUGCCUUAAGUGGUCCAAAACCAAAUUUUAUAGAGAGACAACACCACAUGCCCUGGCCACUACACCUUGUCCCCCCCUAUUGCCAAUUAUAUAUACUAAAACUUGUCACUAGAAACUGAGAUUUUUUUGCAAGGAAGAGUAAUUAACAUGUUUGGAUUGUAGUACAUUCUAACCUGAAAUCUUUUGACCCUUUUAAGUUAGCUAGAUCUUCUAUUCAAUUCUAAAUUUUUUUACUCUUUGGUGUAUCAUUAAUCUUCAGAGGAAAAUCUUAGAAGGGUAUUUUUUUGUUUUUGUGUUAUUGAUAGCAAUGGAAAGAUUGAACUCGAAGCUGUACUUGCAGAACUGUUACAUAAUGAAAGAGAACGAGAGACUUAGGAAGAAAGCUCAGAUUUUGAACCAAGAGAAUCAAGCUUUGCUUACUGAGCUGAAACAGAAACUUUCCAAGACCAGCAACACAAAAAACAAUGCUAAAAACUCUAUCCCUGAUCUUAAUCUGAGCUCAGGUGGUUCUGGUCAAAAUGCUUCAUCUUCAAACAACUGAUCAUAUCCAUCAUCAUCUAUGGUAGCUGGUUUAAUUAUAAAAAAAAAAAAGGAAAAAAAUUAUAUAUCAUGACCCCACUAAGGCUUAAUUUUUUUUUGUUAAAUACCUUAGUCAACAGUUGGUAGUGUUUAAGUAAUUUAGUUUAAAUAUUAUAAAUAUUGGGGGGUUUUAAAUGUUCUCUUCUAUUUCUAUCUUUAUUUUUUUUUGGGAAGGAGUUUGGAUAUGAAUAUCAGAAAAUACAGGGGAUGUAUCAGCCUAUAUAUGCUAGAAAGCAAAUAUAAUAUCAUAUUGUAGUUU